GAGGGGCGCUGGUUAGGAUGGAGAGGUCAGAGGCCGCGGGGGCAGAAGGCGUUCCUGCCGCUGGCCUAGUCGCUAUGUAGCGGAGGGGUAGGCGCCCUCUUCCACGUUCUGGAAGGUUCUUGGGCUCGACUAGGGCAGUAGCCCCAGGACUUCUAGUCCCCGGCUUCGGGUCCCUGCGGGCUGAACGGAGCCGCCACCGCCAUGUUUGGCUGCUUGGUGGCGGGGAGGCUGAAACGCCUGAAAUUUAAGCGUGAGCUAUACCUGUGAUGACCCCAGAAGGAUGUGAGCAGCAAGUUUCCUUAACCUUCCUUGAUGAAUUGUUAGGUGCAAACAGCUGCACAGCAAGUGGCAGAGGAUAAAUUUGUUUUUGAUUUGCCUGAUUAUGAAAAUAUCAACCAUGUUGUGGUUUUUAUGCUGGGAACAGUCCCAUUUCCUGAGGGAAUGGGAGGAUCUGUCUACUUUUCCUAUCCUGAUUCAAAUGGAAUGCCAGUAUGGCAACUCCUAGGAUUUGUCACGAAUGGGAAACCAAGUGCCAUCUUCAAAAUUUCAGGUCUUAAAUCUGGAGAAGGAAGCCAACACCCUUUUGGAGCCAUGAAUAUUGUCCGAACUCCAUCUGUUGCUCAGAUUGGAAUUUCAGUGGAAUUAUUGGACAGCCUGGCUCAGCAGACUCCUGUAGGUAAUGCUGCUGUAUCUUCAGUUGACUCAUUCACUCAGUUCACACAGAAGAUGUUGGACAACUUCUACAAUUUUGCUUCAUCAUUUGCUGUCUCUCAGGCCCAGAUGACACCAAGUCCUUCUGAAAUGUUCAUUCCGGCAAAUGUGGUUCUGAAAUGGUAUGAAAACUUUCAAAGACGACUAGCACAGAACCCUCUCUUUUGGAAAACAUAAUUUGAAUAAAAUAAUUUUUAAUGGAUUCUGAAAUUUGUCAUGUUUUGAAGAUAAUGACUCUGUUUGAAAGCAUGAAGUCAAAAGCAUCAUGAAGCCUAAGUUUAAAAACUGCUUAGUGACUAUGAAGCGUAAUUAAAAUCUUUAUAAAAAAUUAAAAACAUUGGUAAAUGAAAAUAUGUUCAUCAUUAAUGACUUUUUUCCCUUAAACUGGACUGAAAAUAUUCAGAGGCAAAACAUUUUGUUUUGGCUAUGAUUCAUUUUUUACUUAAAAAUAAAGCAUAUUCACAAUAGUGUGCCAAA
Messenger RNA from Hippopotamus amphibius kiboko, 1188 nucleotides. RefSeq names its product heat shock protein nuclear import factor hikeshi (gene HIKESHI). Bases 412 to 888 code for a protein of 158 amino acids. The record is from RefSeq and is a predicted model, not a curated record. NCBI's taxonomy places the organism in Eukaryota, Metazoa, Chordata, Mammalia, Artiodactyla, Hippopotamidae. Gene Ontology annotation, molecular function: nuclear import signal receptor activity; Hsp70 protein binding. The transcript has 6 exons. Gene Ontology annotation, biological process: protein import into nucleus. Gene Ontology annotation, cellular component: cytosol; nucleus.